Molecule: messenger RNA, 1902 nt
Organism: Mesorhabditis belari
Lineage: Eukaryota; Metazoa; Nematoda; Chromadorea; Rhabditida; Rhabditidae
Source: the annotation of a GenBank genome assembly
AUGGUUCGAAAUGGAAAGCAAUAUAAUAAAAUCAAUCGAAUCCCGUUGAUCAGCUCAGCCACAGUCAUCAUUUCACAUAUCGAAAGCCCCAGCUCGUUCUUUGUUCAACCAAAGAAUCACAUCACUGAUGAUCUAAUCUUAAGAGAACCAUCUGAACUGCCACUAAUGCCGUUGAGCUCUGAAAUGACAAAUGAUAGUUUAUUGGGUUACUAUUGCAUGGCUCCACUUGAAGAUUUGCUUGUAGAUGAUGAGAUUGUCAGGCAAUACGGAAGAGCAAGGAUCAUUGAUGUUAAUUUCUCAUUGGUUGAAGUUCGAUAUAUUGAUGAAGGGAAAACAGAAUGGGUCGAUCCAAUUUGUUUAGCUGAAAUGCCGGAAAAUUUCUACUAUCAUCCAUGGCAAACAAUUCAUUGCUGUCUGGGAGGUAUUAGCCCAACUGGUUUCCUUCUCGAGUCUAAUCCAGAACAGGAGUCUCGUGGAUGGACUGAAACCGAUGCCGAUCAUUUUCGACAAGUGGUCAACCGUUUUCCCCUAUUCAAGGUGGUAUCAAUCCAAGGCACGAACAUAUCCAAUGACAACUCGCGAGUUAACAUCGUUGAACUGUACGGCUUGGAGAAUUCGUUCUCCGUUUCGCAGAGAAUUUUGGAGACGGACAUAGUGACAUUUUUUCGAACGCAAGUUCGACCAUUAUCUUGGUCCGAUUCUGAUGUUGAACAAGUUCGAGAAAAAUUCGGGAAUUUAUUUAAAAAACAUUCAGUUGAAAAUCCAAAAAUUGACGUUUCUGACCUUCUUGUAUUGGAAAGAUUGUACACUGCGCCAAUAAAAAUUUUGGAAAUUGACGUGGCCGGGCUUUUUUCUGCAGAGUUCUUUCAAACAGUAAUCUACAGUCCUCUCUACAAUGCGUCAAUGUUUCCGAUUCCGGCUGGACCAAUAAACCAUCAACCAACCACCGUCAUCGAUCCCCGCUUUGAGGACUUUCCAUUGAGAUGGACUAGUGAUGAAAGAAAAGCUCCAAAUCGAAAAACGAUACCGAAAUCAUCAAUGGACACUGAUGGUUUCGGAGUAAUCUACUCAAGUUCUGAUUUCCAAGUGCCAAAUAUGGAUUGCAAGUAUUUCAGGGAGAAUGGAUACUAUUCUGACUCUGGCGUUGUCACUUUUCACAUAUUGAGCGCUCGGCUGAACACGCCGUACGAAUUCUACGGAAUUCCAUUGCGAAAUCACAAUCCGGAAAACAAGGAAGUCUUACCAACGCGAGAAGCUUUCCGGCAAAUGAUCACCGAGCGAAAAGAAUUGGCCGCAGAAUUGGAAGCAUUCUAUUCCCUAUCCAAGAAUCGUUAUCAAUUCAAAAUCAAAGACAUCUUAUCUGGUUUCAAUGGUGGGAUUCGAUUCUAUGGUAUCUACAUUUGCUCACAGUUGGAUCGCCGGAGUCAAUUCGGACGUUAUCAAAGAGUUGAGAUAAUUGCCGUCGAUCCAAAAGAGGGUUUAAUGCUUCGUUUUCUUGACUCCGGCGGAACAAUUGAAGCCGUCAACAUCACUGAUGUGUAUCAAAUCGCUUCAAAACAUUGCACGAUUGCAGCAAUGGCGCUGCAAUUGUGUUGGCAAGGAGUUCGAGACGAGGAUAUGAUGUUUUGGGUAAAAUCGGACUUUCACCCUUUCACGUUGAAAGCCUUUCGACAAAAGUUUUUCACGGAUGGACCGGUUCAACUCACACUUCUUGAGAAUCACGAUCGUAAAAAGUGUCGAUAUGGAAAAGAGCGGCCGAUUGUGUAUGAAAUGUGGAAUGUUUGCUUUUGCACGAAUAUUGAGUUGAGUCCAACGCUUACGAAAGAACCAAAUCUCUUCAAAGUGCUCAAUUUUGAUGGACAAAUCGUUGAAAGUCGUCUUGUAAACGACCCAGACGCUCCU